AUGUCGGGAGUCGCCAGGUUGAGCGUCCUGACAUUGCUGCCUCCACCGAACCGAGAGGAGUUCUGGAUCCCAUGCACAUCGCUACAAGCGCAAGACCAGAUCUCCUUCACUGUGCCAUGCCUGUGCCAUGUCGGCAUGUCGGGAGUCGCCAGGUUGAGCGUCCUGACAUUGCUGCCUCCACCGAACCGAGAGGAGUUCUGGAUCCCAUGCACAUCGCUACAAGCGCAAGACCAGAUCUCCUUCACUGUGCCAUGCCUGUGCCAUGUCGGCAUGUCGGGAGUCGCCAGGUUGAGCGUCCUGACAUUGCUGCCUCCACCGAACCGAGAGGAGUUCUGGAUCCCAUGCACAUCGCUACAAGCUGGAGCAAGACCAGAUCUCCUUCACUGUGACU
Molecule: messenger RNA, 391 nt
Organism: Cladocopium goreaui
Lineage: Eukaryota; Dinophyceae; Suessiales; Symbiodiniaceae
Source: the annotation of a GenBank genome assembly